This is a messenger RNA of Rotaria sp. Silwood2, 360 nucleotides long. NCBI's taxonomy places the organism in Eukaryota, Metazoa, Rotifera, Eurotatoria, Philodinida, Philodinidae. The record is from the annotation of a GenBank genome assembly.
AUGAUAUAUUUGGUCAUAUAUGUAGCAUCAUUCUCUCGAACCAUACACGGUGGAUCAACAUCAUUAAUUGAAUUGAUUAAAAAUAUUGAUUUGUAUCGUCAAGCCUCAAUCUAUAUCUCCUCUUCAUCGUUUUCAACGAAAGGAAGAGAAUAUGUUUCUCGGAUGUGUUCUUUACAACGUCAAAUUACUUUUAAUUAUCGAGAUGAUGUAACAAAUAUGAAACUAUAUCAGAGAAUUCCAUUACCAUCACCUGAUUUCUUCAUUCAAUGGCCAAGUUUAUCUCAAACUAAUACUUUCUUUUAUAAAACAUUAUUUAUUGAUAAUGUACGUUUUAGUGGUGAUGAUUUUACAAUACAAUGA